GGCCUGGGGUUCCCCGGCCCCGCCCCUGCUGCACUCCCCCCGCCCGCGAGGCCGCGCGCUGCCCGGUCCUGCGCUACCCAGCGGGAGGGGCUGGACCCCGCGUUCCUCCUCCCUGCGGGUCCCCAUCCUUAAAGCGAGAGUCUGGACGCCCCGCCUGUGGGAGAGGGCGCCGGGAUCCGGACGGGGAGCAACCGGGGCAGGCCGUGCCGGCCGAGGAGGUCCUGAGGCUACAGAGCUACCGCGGCUGGCACACGAGCGCCUCGGCACUAACCGAGUGUUCGCGGGGGCUGUGAGGGGAGGGCCCCGGGCGCCAUUGCUGGCGGUGGGAGCGCCGCCCGGUCUCAGCCCGCCCUCGGCUGCUCUCCUCCUCCGGCUGGGAGGGGCCGUAGCUCGGGGCCGUCGCCAGCCCCGGCCCGGGCUCGAGAAUCGAGGGCCUCGGCCGCCGUCCCGCAGCUCAAUACAUCGCCCUUGCCGGGCAGCCCGGGCAGAGACCAUGUUUGACAAGACGCGGCUGCCGUACGUGGCCCUCGAUGUGCUCUGCGUGUUGCUGGCUUCCAUGCCUAUGGCUGUUCUAAAAUUGGGCCAAAUAUAUCCAUUUCAGAGAGGCUUUUUCUGUAAAGACAACAGCAUCAACUAUCCGUACCAUGACAGUACCGUCACAUCCACUGUCCUCAUCCUAGUGGGGGUUGGCUUGCCCAUUUCCUCUAUUAUUCUUGGAGAAACUCUGUCUGUUUACUGUAACCUUUUGCACUCAAAUUCCUUUAUCAGGAAUAACUACAUAGCCACUAUUUACAAAGCCAUUGGAACCUUUUUAUUUGGUGCAGCUGCUAGUCAGUCCCUGACUGACAUUGCCAAGUAUUCAAUAGGCAGACUGCGGCCUCACUUCUUGGAUGUUUGUGAUCCAGAUUGGUCAAAAAUCAACUGCAGCGAUGGUUACAUUGAAUACUACAUAUGUCGAGGGAAUGCAGAAAGAGUUAAGGAAGGCAGGUUGUCCUUCUAUUCAGGCCACUCUUCGUUUUCCAUGUACUGCAUGCUGUUUGUGGCACUUUAUCUUCAAGCCAGGAUGAAGGGAGACUGGGCAAGACUCUUACGCCCCACACUGCAAUUUGGUCUUGUUGCUGUAUCCAUUUAUGUGGGCCUUUCUCGAGUUUCUGAUUAUAAACACCACUGGAGUGAUGUGUUAACUGGACUCAUUCAGGGAGCUCUGGUUGCAAUAUUAGUUGCUGUAUAUGUAUCGGAUUUCUUCAAAGAAAGAACUUCUUUUAAAGAAAGAAAAGAGGAGGACUCUCAUACAACUCUGCAUGAAACACCAACAACUGGGAAUCACUAUCCGAGCAAUCACCAGCCUUGAAAGGCAGCAGGGUGCCCAGGUGAAGCUGGCCUGUUUUCUAAAGGAAAAUGAUUGCCACAAGGCAAGAGGAUGCAUCUUUCUUCCCAGUGUACAAGCCUUUAAAGACUGCUGCUGCUGCUAUGCCUCUUGGAUGCACACUUUGUGUGUACAUAGUUACCUUUAACUCAGUGGUUAUCUAAUAGCUCUAAACUCAUUAAAAAAAACUCCAAGCCUUCCACCAAAACAGUGCCCCACCUGUAUACAUUUUUAUUAAAAAAAUGUAAUGCUUAUGUAUAAACAUGUAUGUAAUAUGCUUUCUAUGAAUGAUGUUUGAUUUAAAUAUAAUACAUAUUAAAAUGUAUGGGAGAACCAAA
Messenger RNA from Gorilla gorilla gorilla (western lowland gorilla), 1704 nucleotides. It is a transcript of the gene PLPP1, whose product is annotated as phospholipid phosphatase 1. The transcript has 6 exons. Bases 494 to 1351 code for a protein of 285 amino acids. Lineage: Eukaryota; Metazoa; Chordata; Mammalia; Primates; Hominidae. The record is from RefSeq and is a predicted model, not a curated record. Gene Ontology annotation, molecular function: phosphatidate phosphatase activity. Gene Ontology annotation, biological process: signal transduction; phospholipid metabolic process; phospholipid dephosphorylation. Gene Ontology annotation, cellular component: plasma membrane.